AUGGUUGCUAUCAAGAUUGCUGCUGCUGGCCUCCUCGUCGGAGCUGCCACUGCUUCUCCCUACUACGCCCCUCCCUCCAACGGCACUCACUACACCACCGAGGUUGUCACCGCCAUCACAACCUACUGCCCUGGUGCUACCACUCUCACCUACGGUGACAAGACCUACACCGUCACCUCUGAGACCACCUUGACCAUCACCGACUGCCCUUGCACUCUCAGCUACCCCGUCAAGCCCACCAAGCCCGUGGUCCCUCACCCCGUCUACACCACUGAGGUCAUCACCGCCGUGACUACCUACUGCCCCGAGCCCACCACUCUGACCUACGGCAACAAGACCGUCACUGUCACCGCUCCCGGCACCGUCACUGUCACCGACUGCCACUUCACCACCACCCACCCUGCUUCUGAGCACCCUUACCCUCAGCCCACUCCCGGCAAGCCUGGUAAGCCCGGUUACACUGCUCCCGCUGUCCCCGGCAAGCCUACCACCGCUGCCCCCGUCCCCGUCCCUACUGGCACUGCUACCUACCCCGUCCCUCAGGGUACCAACCCUGCCGUCGUCACCGCUGCUGCCGGCCGCAUCGCCCCCGCUGGCGUUCUCGCUGUCCUCGUUCAUCUGAGCUACACACUUUGCCUUGCAUUAUUCCAUCGUGAUUACCAUCCUUCAUCGUACAAUGUCGCUGAGCGAAUGUCGUGGGCAUCGGCUCGAACCACAACCAGAGAGGAAGACCUGGCCUACUGUUUACUGGGUCUAUUCGAUGUCAACAUGCCCCUUCUCUACGGCGAAGGAGCCAAGUCGUUUAUCCGACUUCAGGACCAGAUUCUCCGACAAGAAGAGGACUAUAGCAUGUUUGCAUGGACUCUCCAGCAAGAUAACCCAAUUGCCGAGUCCGAAACCUCUUCUACUGGGUUUCUGGCCUGGUCGCCCUCGCAGUUCUCCAAGAAUUCUAUACAGGCUCAAGCUCCAAGGCACACGCAGGACCAAAAGAUGGUCGAUCAUGGCCAUGCAUUUCCUCCUCCCUCUGAACCUGAGCUUGAUCUGGAAAAACAGAGCAUCGAAUAUCGAGUCCUGCACGACAAGGACUACGGCCGCAUGUUUCGCGGCCAACGUAGCAUCGUUGCAAUGCAGUCCGUCCUCUCGGAUCCUCUCGAGUUCACCAGUCGCGGUUUACGUAUCAAUCUGCAUGUUCUGUUCCCUACAGAUCUUGACCUGGCCCGCAUUGCAUGGCUAUCCUAUGAGACAGAGGACAGUCUUGUAUGCGUCCUGAUAGAACGUGACUAUGAGUCGGCACGACGACGGGUUUAUUGCAGAGUUAAAUCGUCUUCGCUUAUCGGUGUGCCCAAGACACUGCUCCCGUACUUUAGACCCAUGGAAUUAUAUAUUCGACCGAGUGGCUAUUUCACAGAUUCAAAUAAAUUCGGUAUGAAUCCGCCAUCGUCAAUGUUUUCGUCAAAGCAACUGCAGAUCUUAGCACAGGUCUCAUCGACAACUACACGCUCCCUCGAUAUUGUCUUGACUUACCCAAGUGACGACUGGAUGAAAGGGCAAACUCCAAUGCAUGAGUCCCCAUUCAAGGCUCUCUGGAUUGCUUGCACACAGGACUCUCAAUCUUCACUAUUUCGGAUCGACAUCAUGAUAUCAACUGACGAUGCUUCAUGUACUAUCCGAGAGCUUUCGCAGUCUGGCAGCGACAUCGAUGAGCCUCGUAAGGGCGCUCUCUUCCGGGCUUGUGCGCAGUAUAAGAAAUCUUUUGUUGCACAUACAGACCGUGCUGUAAAACGAUCGGUUAGGGUCCCAGAGACUGUGUUUUCAGCCGUUCUCCGGAAAAUGCCAACUCCCCAUGAGGAUCUUGUGUCUUAUGAACUUCAAGUUAAUGCUUGGGAUGAUCAGGAAAAGGCCAUACGCGGUGAUGGAGUUCCGAGGCUCCUGGAAGACCGUGAUAGUCGUGCAGCUCUUAUCCGGGGCAUUCGUCUACACUACCACCUGGCCAUGAGUGAACCCGUCAGACGCCUCCGCUCUUCAAUGCCUCAGGUCGCUCGAGCCCGCAACGCUCGCCGCAUCAUGAGCAACGACAUACCGCAACGGAUGACGGCGGAGGAGCAGCCACACUGUAAAUGGCAUCCCGACAUGGCCACCGAGGACACCUACCGCUCACUAGCCUCCAAAUUCCCCGACAUGCGCUAUCAGGUCGGCCGUGCCUGUACUGCAGCAGGUUAUCAUGUCCUUUAUCAGGAGCUUGAUCUCCUGCCUGAAGUGUCCAUCGCCGAAGAGGCGCGAGAAAGCGAGACAAAUGGUGGGAAACUCAUCUAUGACGAGAUUAUGAGUUUCAAACAUGGCUAUUCCAUCAUGGACGACUGCAAGCGCACUAUUGAAUUGAUGGAAUAUGAAUGCCCGGCGUAUCUGAACGGCAACACCGAAGUGCGAUGGCGCUUGGCAGCUCGACAAGGCAUUACACGCUUGUCCAACGACGACCUCCUCCCAUGCAUCGAAGAAGACAUGCAUCUUGGACUCGAGGACCAGGAAUUAGAUGAAAAGUAUGGCAAACUGACCGAUGACGAGGUCAAGUUGCUCUAUAGUCCUUUGCCUCGGGAUCUGCCGACUGUGAAGAAGACUUUGUUGACACAGAUGGCCGCCCACGACGGCAACAUCGAACGCUAUGCCCAGCUCGCCAAUUCUGGAAGAACCUUGACGCAAUUAGACCAGGACUGUGUCAUCCGUGGUGUCUUGAAUCACACUAUGUAUGCUCGCUGGUGGGCGGACCAGAUCAAGAACGACACCGUCUAUGCUAGAUCUGUCCCAUACGUGUGGGAUAUUCAGCAAGCCAUAAUGGCCCGCCGCAUCAUGCUCAACGGCCCUUCCGCGUUUGAAGACGGCUGGCCACCCGGAGUCCCGAUGCCCUACAUUAUCUGGUGGCCCCUGCAACCGCAGCCUGAUAUGCUUAGUCUUCUCGCCAUAAAGGUGCCUGAGAUGAAGAGGCAGUGCGCGGCGGCAGCGAUUGUCUACGACUACGAGAAUGUUUAUAAGAGCCUUGACCCAGAUCCGAGCUGGCACCUAGCAUGUAUGGCUCCGUGGAAGUACUUAGUACGAGCGCCGUCCAGCUCAGAAUCUGGAAAGGCAUUGGAAAGGUAUCGCCAGUAUCUUGACGCCUCGGCAGUUGAAGCAAGCAUCCUCAACCCGAAAUCUAGCCAUUGA
Messenger RNA from Fusarium subglutinans, 3195 nucleotides. Its product is annotated as beta transducin. NCBI's taxonomy places the organism in Eukaryota, Fungi, Ascomycota, Sordariomycetes, Hypocreales, Nectriaceae. Bases 1 to 3195 code for a protein of 1064 amino acids. The record is from RefSeq and is a predicted model, not a curated record. The transcript has 3 exons.